This is a messenger RNA of Gigantopelta aegis, 2696 nucleotides long. Its product is annotated as baculoviral IAP repeat-containing protein 3-like. The record is from RefSeq and is a predicted model, not a curated record. Gene Ontology annotation, biological process: regulation of cell cycle. Bases 468 to 1592 code for a protein of 374 amino acids. Gene Ontology annotation, cellular component: spindle microtubule; cytoplasm; nucleus. NCBI's taxonomy places the organism in Eukaryota, Metazoa, Mollusca, Gastropoda, Neomphalida, Peltospiridae. The transcript is spliced from 2 exons.
GCGACAUAUUAGUAAACGGGAAAAUAGAUUAUAGAUUAACGGUGUAUUACGGGGACCGUACUGUGGUCUUCUAGGUUGUGUUUUCUCUUUUUAUCUCUCUCUUCCUAGCUGUUUAAUAAUGAUGUUAAACACAGGCUGGUUAUACACCUUUCAAUGCACGGAAACUAAAGUGUAUGUAUAGUUUAGCAACUACUGUUAUGGUUAUAUAUACGGAUAUGGUUAUUGUGAUCACUGAUAAAUCGCCAUGUAUGGUGAUUAACAAAAACAACUCUGGAUUCUUGUAUUUACUGAAUACUGAUCGCUAUGGACUGAUAAUGAACAUGGAUCACUGAGGAUUUUGGUAAUGAGUAUUCGAAGAAUAACUUAACAUAUAGGUCUGUGGAUUCUUGUAAAUAAAUCCGAUCACUAUGGAUUCGGAUAAUUUAAAUUAGCACUCAUUCUUGUGGAUUCUGGUAACUGAUACAGCUAUGGAUACCAGUGAUGUACUUGUGACAUUUCCUCUCUUUACUGAUGGCCAUGAACAGGUUAACGUAGCUAAUGAGAUACAACGGAGGUUCCGUUCGUUUGUUGGGUGGACUGGGAUUAAGACUCCGGUCGAUCUCGCUAUUGCUGGGUUUAGGUACACGGGGGUUGAUGACAAGGUUCAUUGUGAUGCAUGUGGAUUGAGACUUCACAGCUGGCUUCCUGCAGACGACCCUAUAAAUGAACACCGUCGACAUUCCCCAGGAUGCAGUUUCAUAAGGAGGUGGUUCACCCCUCAGUCUGACUUCACCGCAGGAUUUCAGACUCAACCCUUUCUAGAUUAUCCUCUGCCAAGAUACCCCCAGUACAAAGAAUAUCGACAGCGACUGGACAGCUUCGAUGGAUGGCCGUAUGGACUUGAACAUCAGUCUCCUGCCAACUUGGCUCGUGCAGGAUUCUUCUUCCACAACGUCCCUGAUCGUGUGAAAUGCUUUCAGUGUGGAUUGGGACUGCGUGACUGGGACGACACGGACUAUCCUAUGGCUUGCCACGAGGAAUGGUCGCCAGACUGUCCUUUUAUUCGGAGUUACAAAACACAAGCACAACAAAUGAAUCAGCUACCACACAGGGCUCUACCAAGUGCAGAACAUAUGCAAGAAACAACUGCGUCUGUCGAAAGUGUUAAGCCUACUUCUUCUAAUGUCAGUUCUCCUAUUUCAGUCGUAGAAGCAGCAGCAAUAACAAGAGAAGCAGCAACAAACGUAUCACCAGCAUCAACUGGAGCAACAACAAAAGUAUCAGCAGUAACAACAAUAGUAGCAGCACCAGCAGCAGCAACAAAAGCAGAAGCAGUAACAAGUACUGAAGUUACUGCUGCUGUAGUUUCAACUGUUGGAAGUGUUACUACUUCUAUCCCAUCCCAAGCAAAAGACGUAUCUGUUUUUAUGAAGAACACUAGUUCUAAUACUUCUUCAGUGGUGGAGAAAAGCUCAGAUCAUCUUUUAGAUGACAUAGAUUGGAGCAGUCCAAUGGUUAAAGCCACUAUGGAGAUGGGAUGUUCCAGUGAGUUGAUACAGAAGUUUGAGAAAUACGGACACAAAUUAUCAGCACAACUAAAGAGCGUAAUGUAACUAAAAACACUAAUAUAGUACAAAAUAGUCAUGAAUCAAAAUAUUGUUUGGGAAUGAUAGACUCUAAAUAAACUUUUACGCCUACUUACCUGGGUUUAAGGUGCCAAGGAAUGCUCGUUAAUGGAUCUCAAAAUUAUAAAUCAAUAUAGUUUGUGAAGUUACAUAAAGGUGGUUGAAGAUUCUUUGGAUUCAGAGCAGGAAAGUCAUGGAUCCCUUACAGGACUGCAUUUAAAAAUUUCACACAUUUCUGCUGCAUAUUUCACUUUUUAAUGUUUUCACCAAUUACAAUACAUAUUCUGUUAGCAAUAUUUUGAUGCUGUCUGAAGUGUUGAUACCAAGGUAACUGUAAAUUAGUAUAAUAAUGUAUAGUAAAUUACUAUUUUUUAUGUUCCUCUGAAUACUAGUAAUCUUCUGAGUAUAAUAUACUUGUUCUGAACCAUACACAAACUUCAAAGCUGACAUUUGCAAGUAAUUCAUUGUCAUUGUCUCAUUAGAGUUAUAUGCCCAGCAGAGCAUACUUGAAACUUAUUUGAAAAUGAGUAUGGUACAAACAUUUCUAUGAUCUCUCCAUCAAGUAAAAAACAUCUAAUUAUUUUUUUUUUAAAUUCUAUGUAUGUAUUUGAAAAUACAAACGUUACACUUUUAACUCAAAUUUAAAGUUGUUGCCCUCUCUAAUAGAGUAUACUAAUAUAUCGUAGGUUCAGGGUUCAAACCCCACCCUGCUCAAAGCAAUUUUUUUGUUAAAAUAUAUUAAAUCAUACCCCACUAAAAGCGUUGCUUUCCUCAGUUUAGAACUCUCAUGCAUAAUUUCUUGCACAUAUGCCUGUAUUUUUAGUUUUUUUCUCAUCACAGAGCCUGGGUAACUACCGGUAGUUAAUGCAUGCUGACGUUAUUAAAUGGCUAUAAUAGGUGCCAAACUAAACUAAUUUUAAUACAUAUAAUGAUACAAAUGGAGAUACUAGAGCAUGAGAACAGAUACAUCUUUACAUAUACUUAAUAGGUGCCCAUGAGACUGUGAAUAUAAUCUGUUAACUACAGGUAUUAAUAAUCUAAACUUUAUGCACUUUGGUAGAAAAACUUCAUUUAAUUUAAACGUCUUUAUAU